CUCCGGGUUCCUGGCGGAGAAGAUGGCGACUCCUGGACCGGGGGAGUAUUUUAGCAUCGGAAGCCAUGUCUCCUGCCUUACCUGCUUAGGGCAGCGCUUGCAAGGAGAGGUCAUCGCUUUUGACUACCAGACCAAGAUGCUGACUUUGAAGUGCACGCCGUCCAGUGGUAAGCCCAACCUCAGCGACGUGGUUCUAGUCAAUUUAGCCUACGUGUCGGACGUGGACGUCAUCACCGACUGUACCGGGACCCCUCCCCCGCUGGCGUCUCUUAAUUUUAACAAGCUCACGAACAGAGCUCGCGCAGAGAAGGAAGACAAGCUGUCCCAGGCUUAUGCCAUCAGCGCUGGAGUCUCGCCGGAGGGCCAGCAGCUUUUCCAGACUAUUCAUAAAACCAUCAAAGAAUGCAAGUGGCAGGAGAAGAACAUCGUGGUGAUGGACGACGUUGUCAUCACUCCUCCAUACCGGGUAGACAACUGCAGGGGCAAGGAAGGAAGUGCUUUAGGGCACGUCCGGAAAAUAGUGGAGAAACACUUGCGUGACUUAGAGAGCCAGAAGUCCGUGCAGCGAGCGCAGCAAACACAGAAGGACUCUGCCUUGUCGGCAUGAGCGCGAGCCUUGCGCGAAUGCUGCCGGCAGGCUUUGGGGUUCCCUUUGGUUUCAGGGUUUUAUUUUCAAGCCGCUGCCCGACCCAGGCUGAAGUUGACGCAGCCCACGUGGUGCACGCACGAUCCUAGAAGUCAGGAGAGGGAAUAAAAACAGCCACUGAGCGUGAAAGAGAGGGCAGAGUAAAAGCCCUGGGUUUUUAUUUUAUCCAUAAGAAAUAAUUCAACGUGCAGAACUUUGUGACCACCAUUUCAUUUACACCUGGCAUCAAACAUGUGUUCUCCCUGUCCAUAGGCUCUCUGAGGGCUUACCGACACUUACACGCCCCAUAUGUACAAAGAAACGUCAUGGUGCAUAAGCCUGAUCAGUGAAAGUCGCGUUCAGUGUUCUGCUACAUCUUAUCCUCCAACUUUUAUUUUCCUUUUUAAACGACAUGACUUGAAAGGUACUUGAGAAAACUAUUAAGUUAUAAAAGAUUUUGGCUCGAUUACUGUAAACCAGUCUAGGUGGAACGAGUGGUUUAUUUUUCUAACAGUCGGUGAAAGUGAUGCGAAUGCUGUGUGUGAGUGUAAGAUCGCGUGCAUGCACGUGAGAGUGAGUGAGCGAGCGAAGGUUCAGGAGCUGUGAAGCUGCACUUGCCAGGAGAUGGUUUUAGACUCCAUAUCCUCUGGCCUAACAUUAGGUGCUGGACAAAAGUGUUUUGUCAUCUCAAAAGAAGAAUCAGGUUUCUUAUGUCAUAGACCAUCACAAUUUUCUUCCCAGUUCGUCUGUUCUUUUGUUUUGUUUUGUUUUUUUUAACCCAAUUUUUUUUUGUUCAUACAAAACGUAUUUUAGUGUAUUAUACUGUCAUCUCUGAGAAACUCGGAGACAUCCAUUUCCUGAAAGUGGCAGUAGAACUAUUAUAACGGUC
Molecule: messenger RNA, 1514 nt
Organism: Electrophorus electricus (electric eel)
Lineage: Eukaryota; Metazoa; Chordata; Actinopteri; Gymnotiformes; Gymnotidae
Gene: lsm12a
Product: LSM12 homolog a
Molecular function (GO): RNA binding
Source: RefSeq, a predicted model, not a curated record